Messenger RNA from Ilex paraguariensis (yerba mate), 297 nucleotides. The record is from the annotation of a GenBank genome assembly. NCBI's taxonomy places the organism in Eukaryota, Viridiplantae, Streptophyta, Magnoliopsida, Aquifoliales, Aquifoliaceae.
AUGGUUACCCAGGCCGGGAACAAUGGGGGCUCAGUCACCGGAGUUGAACGAGAACCACCAAUGAGGACUUCUCCUACCUUGAAUCGUGAGGAGUCUAUUCAGCCGUCAAACACAGUUGUGAUUGACGACACGACACGACACUCCCAUGGAUUUAAGGCAUGCCCACAUUCAGAGCGUGGGAUUGAUAGUCGGAAUAACGGGGUCAAAACAAUUUCCUUUGAUGAAGAUAUGAGAAUCUUUCAGCUAAUGGUUUUCAAAUUGAAGCGGGAAUAUCUAAAUCACUUGGGCCAAAUUUAA